AUAUCUUGAAUAAAUAAUUCAUUUCUUUAGAAACUAUCCAUACAUUUUGAGAUUUUUAUAUGUGUGUUACAGGUCUCGGGCAACAUGUUAAUUAUUAAUUAGACAUGAAUUGUCAAAUGCUGUGAAAUUUCUUCUUGGAUAAAUCGAUUAUCUGCUGCACGCGCCUGGAUAGAGAUUCGGGCAGACGACAAGCCUCGCUUUGACUGUGAGGGUGAUUUAUGCAUACAUGUAAUAUUUAAGGCGAUGAAAUAUAAAGAAUCAAUGGUGAAUUAGUUUGUUUUUUUAAUUGCCGUGAUUUUAACGACAAAAUGUGUACCAUUCAUUAUUAUUUUAGGGGAAUUCCAUCUAUAUGAAAUGUGGUUAUAGGACUAAGGAUUAUAUCAAGAUUCUAACAUGAACCGUUCAGACAAUCGGGUGCUUUUCUGAUGUUUAUUAAGAAGAGAGUGAUUUUUCCAGCUGGCUCCAUCGUCAAAUGUCUGAGUAUCCGCCAAAUGCCAGUUUUCAUCGGAUCUGUUUAACCGGCGUGAUAAGCUGCGGGGACAGAAUCACAUCUAGAAUCAAGCAAGGAAUGACUUCGGUGUUACGAAGACAAUCAUCGACGUCAAAUGAAAACGAUGUAAGAAUGCGAAAUAACCGGAGUAGUGGCCAUGGUGCAGUCAACGAUUCACCUCCAUCUUCCCCAGCACAGGCCGGUGACCGUGGGACCAGAGCUUGCUGCUUUUGUUGGUGCUGUUGUUGUACUUGUUCAUGUUUGGCAGUGAAGUCUGGUAAUGGUACACAAGGUGGACCAAACAGUAGAAUACCUUUACCAGAGAGAGAUGACCCGCCUACACACGAAGAAAUAGAAAGUUGGGGAGAAUCUUUCGAUAAAUUAAUGCAAAGUAAAGGUGGACGAAGGACAUUUAGAGAAUUUUUAAAGUCAGAAUAUAGUGAAGAAAAUAUAUUAUUCUGGUUAGCGUGUGAGGAUCUCAAGAAGGAAGAAAACCCAGAGAUUGUAGAAGAAAAGGCUAGAUUAAUAUAUGAAGAUUAUAUAUCUAUACUUUCACCUAAAGAGGUUAGCUUAGAUUCCCGUGUACGAGAAGUUAUAAAUAGGAAUAUGGUUGAUCCAACACCGCAUACAUUCGAUGAAGCACAGCUACAAAUAUACACACUAAUGCAUCGAGAUUCUUAUCCACGAUUUCUUAAUUCUCAAAUGUAUAAAAAACUACUAGAAGAGUCACAAUUAUCUUGAACCUUAGAAAAUUUAAUAAAUUUUAAAUUCACUACAGGUCAAAUCAAAGUUGUGUCACAUGAUAAAUUAGUGCUGUGUUGUUGGAUAUCUAAUGAAAGAUGUGAAUUAUUGGAAUGGUGCCAUCUAGAUUGAUGAAUCCUUUGCUCAUCCAAUCAAAGUGCGGAAUGAUUUUGUUGAUUUAAAAAAAAUAUUCCGUCAUCGAACAACUUGGAUUGCCAACAAAGAUUUUUACAAAAUAAUUUUGUUGGAAAUUUUGUGAUAUGUUCGUUGUUACUGAGCCAUGUGUGCGACGUUUAGUUUAUAUGUGUCUGAAAAGCCGUCUUAAGUACCACGAACUUGGCUUUAAUAAUACUCAUAUGACCCACAACUUUCGAUUUCAAUCUCUGUACAAAAUACUUGUUAUGUUUAUAGUCUCAACCAAUUAAUGAUAAAUGUUCAAUUGUUGUGCAAUGUGUUUUCUUUCUCCGGACUUGUGCAAUAUUUUAUUUUACUGUAUACCUUUUUAUUAAAAUGAAACUGUAGUUACCCCAAAACAGUUACACCAUUUAUAAAAAACAUGUUUCUAUUCAAUGUUUUUAGCAUAAGUUGUCCAGAAAACAUAGUCUUUCAUAAUUGAUUUCUUUUUAUGGUGCUUUUCUGACCUAUUAGUAUGUACACUAUCCAUAUCACAUUUAUUGUCAUCAAAGGAAAUCUUAAUCAAAGUCAAAAACUUAAAUUUUAUUAACUGAUCUUUAUGAAUUGAACAAUUUAUAUUGAUCUAAAGAAAACAAUAACUAUUGUUAAAAAUUACAACUUACAAUGCUUGAAUAGAGCUGUUCAAUUUAAAGUUGCAUGUAGAAGUAUGGAGUAAAAUCAGGAAAAGGUGAAACUGAUUAUCCUGUACAAAUUCAUGUCAACAACUCACGUUUUAUAAUGUUUUAUAUAUAUAAUCAAUUAUUGUUAUAUUCUGUUAUUAAGGUAAAAUUGCAGCAUUAUAAGUAAAAUCUCGUUUUGUUUAAAGUGCAUAUUUCUUUAAUGUAUGCAAUAAUAAGUGUGUUUGCUGUAGGUCACUUGAAAUGUUAAAGUUGCAAAGACAAAAAUGUUAAUGUUUCAAGUGAGGUAUAACUGUAUUAAUUUUCAAAUGUUUCAACAGUUACAAUAUUCAAAUGUAAUAUAUAUAUAUACAAAAUACACUUUUUUUUCUUCCACUAUUUUAAAUACACUUCUCUCUGUUUUGUUCCGUGAAUAGCUAAUAUUCAUUUUUUAUUUAUUGACAUUUUAAGUAAAACAUGUAGUUUUAGGCGAAGACUGGGAACGUAUUAGUUUGCAGGCAAAACUAAAGGAAUGAAAAUAAUAAAGUCAUGUGCAAUUUCAAAUUAAUAUAGUUUUUGAUUAUCUGCAAUGUUUCAAUCAUCUUUGAAAGCUCUCAACUAACCUAAAGUAUUUUUAGAAAUGCAUAGUAGGUAAAACUAUCAUAAAGUUUUUUAUACGGUAAUUGAAUAUUCACAUUCCAAUAGGAUAGAUACAACUCUAUAACAACUAUUUGAGGUUUACUAUUAAUUUAUAUGUAUGUUACUGUACUUUCAACAAUAUAUUAAAUGGACAUUGCUUAUAAGUUUUCUCUUGUAUGUUGAUGUAUUAUUUUUAUUUGUUUGAAUUUGUGAAUGUUUGAUUUUGUUAGAAUGUGUAAUAUUCGAAUCUUAAGAUGAUUUUGAACUAUUUUUGUAGGAUACAUCACCUUGGUAGCCAGUGUUGUAUGUGCAAGUGAUAGAACGAUUUUAUUACCAUUAAACCUACCAAAUAGUUGUCUUUGUGUGAGGUCUUUUUGAAAAUUUGAUAUGACGCAAAGCACUCUGAUAUACUAGUAUCAAUGUUCUUUAAUUAUACUUGUAGUGAUUGUGAAUAGAUAAAAAAAACCUAUAACGUUAAAUUAUUUUAUUUGAAUUAUUGGAGUUAACGAACAAUGUUUACCCCACAUCUCACUUUAUUCAUGUGUAAUUGUUUUUGUCAAACCCAACAUAAUAAACACAAAUAUCAUAUUCUUAGGCUAACUUAAAUCCUUCAAUGUUACAUAUUCACAACAUGUGUAAUGUGUAGUAAAAUUCAAAACUACUGACGAGACAGCAAUAUGAAGAUAUGACAUUAUAUACUGUUAUGAUCGUGUAGACUAGAAAUACUAUCCAGGUAUCCUAGUGAAAUAUUGAAAUUUUAUCAGAACAAUUCAUGCACAUGCAAGUUUAGUUCAUUUCACCUACGAUGUUAAUUCACACGAUGCUGCAACAACAAUUGGUGUUUCAAACCUCGUAUUAAUCAUUACUUUCUGGACAUCAACGUUACAAAAGCAUUGUCUACUUAAGAGACGUAUUUAAGCACAGUUAAUAUCACAUAUUUUUAAUAAUAGAAAUGAACUGAAUUGCACAUUAUUCGGCUGACAGACUUUCAAUUCUUUUGACGAAUCUUUUUAUAUUUUUGUUUUAAAAAUGAAAAGGAUACAAAUCGAGUAUAUUAGUCAUAUUUAAGAUUAGCUGUAUAAAGUCAGUCUCAGAAAAUACAACAUGAAAGAAAAAUAUACCCUCAAUUAAUACACUGCUUUUGAUAUUGGCAAACGAUUUGUGGAAUGUCAACAUAUAGUCAUUUUGGCCAAAGAUUGGAAAAUAGUGUGAAUGAUCAAAGACUUCAUUUAAAAGUACGUAAAUUGACAUAUAUACUUAUUUAUUUGGUAAAGACAUAUUACUUCAUUUAAAUUUUAUUGUUCAAAGGAAUUUCAACAAAUUACAACCCGUAAAAAUUGAAUUGUAACAGUCAAAAAAAUAAUCAUAUCAUAAUAAAAAAAAUGCCAUAUAAUAUUUUACCAUAUCAGUAACCUGACUGAACUUAUUCAGUGUAAGCUUCACUCAUCUUGAUGGUAAUUUACCCUUUGUUUUCAUUAUAUGUGUAAUAAAUUUUUAGUUCAAGAUUGAACUAAUUGUCACUUUUCUAUCAUUAACAAAUAUUAGGAAUGUUUUAUUUGUUGUUAAUAUAAAUUUGAAAAAUAGCAUGAUGAUAUUGUCAGUGCAAGAAGAAGCGACUUCAACUUAUGCGUGUAAGUUAUAGUUGCAGAACUCAACGUUUACAUAUUGAUAAUGUUGUGUACAAAAUCAACUUUACCUUCAAAUUUCUGUUGUUCCCGUCCGACGCACUGUUUGAACUAUCGAAAAUUAGAAAGGAAAAAAACUGUCUUCCCAGAUGACAGUUAAUAUAAUAACAAUUUAAAACGGGGGAACAUCACAAUGAAUAAAAUAUCCCAAAAUAUCAUUGGUUCAUAAAUAAAAAGUCAUUUGUCGUGUCAUAUUUAGCUGACGGUUUGUGUUUCCUGCAAUCAACGCUAUCUUACCAACAAACGGGUAUCUCUAUGUUUUGAUAAGUCUCAGCGAUAUAUUUAUUAAUUCAUAACAGUUUUUCAUUAAAAUGAUUUAGUGAAAUGGACAUAACUAGAAAAUUAUGUGAUUUGUCCUCAUUUCAGUAAAUUCAAGGUGGCUAUUUAUACAGAUAAAUUUAGUGUUUUCUAUAAGUGCCACUUUUUUCGAGAGAUUACAUUUUUUCAAUGAGGUUAGUUAAUUAUAUUUCAUCUAUUCAUCUGACGUCUAGGUAUGAAAAAGAAUGCAUAUUUCUUGGUUCAUUUUAACCACAUUUGAAAGAUAACAGAUGCUUUUUGUUUAAGAACAAAAUGAAGAAUAUUAACUAUGUACCAUACUUUUAAAUCGGAAUUAAGACUUGAAUGUAAAUUUUGGUCUUAACCAAAAUUUUAUAUAUGAAUAAGAAUAUGCGUUGGUUUAUAUAGUGAAACAAUUAUCACGCAUUUAUACAAUAAGUGGUGUUUAGAUAUAUUUAUGUCUCUUCCUAUGAAGUAAUUGAGCAGGUCUGUGUAUUCAGCAGCUAUGUUUAAUCCCUGCUGUUUCAGACAUUUCAGAAGGAAUAGUUUUAAAAUGUCCGUUAUUUUGUAUAACAGAUAUGAGCUGAAAUUAUUCUCCAUUCUAGGAAUGGGUUCUUUAUUGCAUUCACCUUGUCCAUUCGUUCAACAAUUAUUUCUCAGGUCUUACAGAACAGAAUGACUUCAGUUUUGACAGUGAUAAGUUAUAACUUUUGACCACUUUUUGGAGAUGUCAGACACCUACUUCCUGUAUGCCAAUACUUUCAAUUGGGGGGUUUACUAAGUAAAUCUCGUGAAACCAUGUUGGUAAAACACAUGUUACAAGAAUUACAUUUGUCAACUGUCUAACCAUUUACCGUUCAUUAUUGAAAUGACGAAUGGAUCUUCAUCUUAAUUGAUUGUUUGUUUUAAAACAACAAUGUAAAAAUUAAACACACAUUCUCAUGUACAAUAUUUAACAAGUAUCAGAUAUAUACUUGUUUUAUUGUAUUUUAUUCUGAACACUUAUUCAUAAAUUUGAAUAAGCCAAAUCCUUAUAUGGCUUAACAAGCGUAAAAGCAAUAAUACAAAUAUGUUUGUCUUCCAAUGAUCAGUCAUUAUUGGAGCAAUUAAUACUUUAGUUUAAUUAAACUGAUUCUAUUGACAGCUGAUUUCUUUAUUAAUUUUAUUUUUAUCUAGCUUGGUUACAUAUUAAAAUGACAUCACAUUCGAUAUCAUCUUGACCUCGAUAUCUUCAAAUGCCCAAAACUUGAGAUACGGUCUUUGAACAAUAUAAGUUCAACUUUAUUGUAUAGUUAGAGAAAUAUUAAUACUAAAGCAUUUUACAGCUUUGUUUUGAACAUUAUUUUUGACACACAUACAGAUAAAUGUCAUGUCGUUCAACUUUUGCAAAACAUCGUUAGUGUGGAAAAUUUUAAUACCUUAAAUGAUUGAAGCAGAGCUAUUUCAUGAUGAUUUGUUAUUUACAAAAUCUAUCCCAUUGAUCAUUUUUUUUAUUUUUGCUCAUCAGUGCAAUAUCAUAAUAUGGACAUAAUUAUUUUCAAAGUAUAUUUUUUAUGAAAUAUUCCAAUUUGUCUCGACAUUAUUACAAAUAUUUGUGUUGAUCAAGUAGUCCAGUAACGUGUUCUAAUUACUUGUAAUAUUAACAGUGCAUCAAACUCAUCAAAAGGUUCUUUUUCAAAUGUAUUUAACUUUGUUUCUCUAAGCUGUCACCUUUCAUAGUAAUUCUUAUUAUGAAUUGGUUGCUAAAAGCUUGCACUGACGUUAAUUAAAAUAUACCUUCUAUUGGCUUCUGCACUAUUAAGGGCUUACAAAUCGUCAGUUUAAGUCUAAUGCACAUGAAUAAAGCUUCAUUUUUCACAUUACUGUCUGUUUUAAAUUUUUAUAAAAGUCAUAUUUCGAAAAGAAUAUUGGUUAUAUUAAAUUUUAAAAUGCUCCCCUAUCAUGAAAUAUAAAGACCAAUCAUACUUUUCGAAGGGGAGUCGUAAAAGAAUUUUACCAAACUGAAUUGAGAAUAUCCCUUGGGAUGAAAAAUGCACAUAUCAAUUAUUUUUUAAGUCACACAAGCUUAUUGGGAGACACACAUUUGGCUUUGGAUGAUCUAUCUUGAAUAUUUUGUAUAAUUAAUUCAGUUUUUCUUGUACACAUAUUACCUAAAAGACGAUUUCUAUAUAUCUGAAGGUUAUUAUUUCAAAGGUGAAUGAAUAUCGUACGAACUAAAUAUAGACCGAUUUGCUCAUAUAAAAGAUUCCGCAUUUCAAGAAAUUUGAAGCAAUUUGUUUCCCUUUUGCCUUGACAUCAGAUAAAGUUAAAUACGUAAAUUCCUUGGCCUGAUAUCUUCUGUCUUUAUUCAACAAUGCGCAUAGCUGAAGAUGCGGGUUAGAAGAACUUGUGCAUUUCAUUUGUAGAAUUCUUAAAAGGUCUUCAAGGAAUAUUCAGAAAAAUGUAAAUUUUACAUAUCUAUUUUAUAUACAUUUAUAUAUAUUUCAAAACUUUAUUUGUACGAGUAUAAUUUUACAUAUCUACCUUCCAAGCAGAAAUUAAUACAUAAACUAUAUAAUUGUUAAUCGUUUAAAUUGGACAUCAAGUGUAAUAUGGAGACCAAUUUCAUUAACAUAGUACUUAACGCUCAAAUAUUUAAAACUUUGCUCGAAUAAUGGAGCUAUUGUGUAUAUUUUAUUCAUUAACAACAACUUCUGUUAAUUAUAUUCAGCCGUUCACGUAAGCUUUAAUAAACUGUUGUUAAUAUUUGGAAGAGGGCCAAAAUUGAAAACGUUUAUGAUAUAGUAUCUAGGGAACAAAAGAACCUAAAGUUUUUAUUUAAAAAAAACCUCAAAUAUUGCAAUUGAAAAAAUAAUAAAUAUUCGUCAGAUUAUUAUUCAAUUUGAUAUAUUACUUUUGUUUAGAUAAUUUUGGAAUGCAUUAAUGACAAGUAUGUUCAAAUGUGUCAAAUUGUCAAAUUGUAGUUUUACAAAUGAUAGACCUCUUUAACAAGUUCCAUAAAAUGAAUAUUUGUAAAGGAAAUAAAUUAUCUUGUAACUUUUUUGGAACUUGACAUGAAGACAUCGAAUGCUGUAUAACGUCUAGCCUAGUCUGUAGAAUUGUAUUUAACAGACUCAGCGUUUAUUUCAUUGUGUGUUGUACUUUUGUUAAAAUUUCUGAUCACCUACAUUAGUAGUGAUGGCACGUUAUAUUCAUUGUAUUUCAUGUAACAGAAUGGAGGGUUAGAAAAAUAAAUUCUCUACAAAGUGUUUUGAAAUGAUAAUAUUUACGAAUUCCAGUAGAUUUGUGUUUGAGACCUGUGCAUUUCUUUUGUUUAUAAGGUGUGAUGUGGUUUGUAAGUAUUUUGACUCCAAAAUGCAUGUUUUAAUAAAACCUUUUGUUUAUUAGGUAUGUACUAGUACAUUAUUAAUUUGAAAUUUUCUUUUUUAUACAUGGUUGAGUGAAGACAAUAAUAUAUGUGUUUGUAGUUCAUUAUUCCUCCAAUCUCAGUAGCAUAGCAUUAUAAUGACUAUUUCAAAGCUCAUAAAUGUUUGAAUUUUAUACGGAAAAAAUUAUACUUAUUCAACGACUUUCAUAAGACUUUAUACUCAUCCAUUCAAAACUAAAACAUCAGCAUAUUUGUAUUUCUUUAUAUGUCUCGGGCUAGAACUAUAUAACGAACUCCGAGAGAUAAUUUUGUCUAUUCGAACUAAAUAAUGGUAAAUUUAAUGGUAUUGUUCAUGCUUUAAAGUGGAUAUUUAAAUGAAAUAUAUUUUAAACUUGUUUCACUACUGAGUACCGCUUAUAUAUGUCUCUUGUCAGAGUGUAUAGUUAAAAAGGGACCAAUAUCUGUAUUGUUACAUCUGUAGUGUAGCUGAGCAUAAUUUGAUUGGCGGGUAAAGUACACUGGUAAAGUACCCAUUGUACUACUUACAUUCUACAUUCUUUGUGGUGUUAAGAAAUAUUUAAUUUAUUUGGGCAAAACUUGCUCAUGUUUGUUAUUUUUGCAAAGAACGUAAUAUUAAAUUGUUUGGUACCCCGUACUGUUAAAAAUAUGUUUUACACAUUCUUUUAUUUGUGGUGUAGACUAUUUCAUACAAAAUAUUUACGAAUAAAUCUUACUAUUGUGA
Mytilus californianus (California mussel) is the source of this 8731-nucleotide messenger RNA. Its product is annotated as regulator of G-protein signaling 17-like. The transcript has 7 exons. Lineage: Eukaryota; Metazoa; Mollusca; Bivalvia; Mytilida; Mytilidae. Bases 473 to 1231 code for a protein of 252 amino acids. The record is from RefSeq and is a predicted model, not a curated record.